GUUACGCACGCCCUUCUCUCUCUCUCCCGCGCCAUGGCUGUGGUGGAGAUCGGGAAAAUUUUCAACAUGCACCCAGAAAAACGCGGUUGUCCUCGAAAAGGUUUGAGAAACUUGUAGCUGAAGUGAUUUGCCACUCUGGAAGUUCUUCAAGGUAAAAUCUCUUUUAGUAAUCGAUGGGAAAGAAUUUGCGGGAGAAAAGCGUUUGCUCCCCUCUUCAGAAUCACCCGGGAUUCAUGUGGGGACUGUUUAACAUUCUUAAGCACAACCAUUGGCGGUACAUCAAGAAAAGACUUCCAUACAAGAGGGUUGUUGGUCGAAGACAUGAUGUUGAAACUAGAGAAGAAGGGAAUAACAUGGAACCAUCGACAGAUUGUGUUUCACCAUCCACGAGCAAGACUGAAGAUACCAGCUAUGUAGACUCUGAGCCAAAUCCCCGGGGAAAGCCCAAAAAGCCUAAUUCAGGGGAGAAGUCGAAAAAACAUAACUCAGAGGAGAAAUCUAAGAGACAUCAUUCAGAGGAAAAACCCAAGAAACAUCAUUCAGAGGAGAAACCCAAGAAGCAUCAUUCAGAAGAGAAGUCAAGGAAAACAAACUCAGAAAUUAAAAAGUCUGUGAAGGCCCUACUCAAGGCACUUGUAUUAGAUGACAAAUCUAAGAGGAGCAGCCACCAUCAACGAAGCUCUACCUACCCUGUCCAAUCGAAUUCCUUAGAGAGUGAGUCAUUCCGUCAUCUAGAAUCUUCAGAUGAGAAUUCCUCGAAUGAAGAUCAUACCAGAGUCUUUAACCAGACGGGCGGUGCCUCUCCUGCUAUUGGCUCAUUGAACCCGCUUUUUCUCAUGUCUGAGGAAUCAAGCUGUAGCGACAACGAUGAGUGUAAAGUAGAUGUAGAUGAAAAUGGAUCAGAUGUAAAAGAAAGAGAUUCCAAGAAGAAGAAGAAGAAGAAGAAGAGAGAUAAGAAAGCUUGGUAUGACCCGAAGUUGAUACACGACGAGGAACUUGUGGAGAAUGAUGAUGCAUCACCCCGUCGAUCAAAAGCAUGCCUAGAUGCACUUAAUCUGAUACACAUGAACAGAAAUUUCUUGUUAAAAGUUUUGCAGGGCCCGGAUUCUCCUUUAGCUCGGCAUUUCAACAGUCAGCACACUUCUAGUGCCAGAACAGUAUUAACUAAGGCUGGGUCCUUUCCUGUCCCCAGUUCCCCCGGAAAGAGAGAUUCUCAACCCAAAGAUCAUAAUGUCUUGCUUGCUAAAAGCAAUGGUAAUGAGAGAGAUUCAUCAGAUGGGGUUGACAAAAAAUUCCCUGCUCCUUCUAUAGCUGUGGAAUACAGAGCAGAUGGAAUCCAGAAGUUAAAUGACACAAUAGCAAAAUUUGCUGCUGAGGAUUCCUCGGGUCCUGGUUAUACGAGUAAGCGGGGAAAGAAUCAAGUGGUAGUCAAACGUUUCAAGGAUCUAAGACAGAAGAUAAGGCAUGUGAUCAAUGAGCACAAGAAUGAGAAACACCGUAUCACCAUGGAUGCUGUCCUUGACAAAGUCCCUCGUAAGUAUGGUUUUUCGAAGGACUUGAGACAAGACGUUUUUUAUCAGUUGAAGGGACCGUCUGUAGAUAGGAACCAAAAGGGGGAUUCAAAACUGAAGCAAAUAAGAAGAACAUCAUCACUAGGCGGAUCACUUGAUAGAUAUCUUCAGUUGUAUGAAUGCAGCUUCCAAAGAGAAGGGAAGAGCCAAAUUUCAGAAAAAUCGCAACCAGAGGCGGAGGAAUCAGUGUUGCCCUCUAGAGUUGCUCCUAAAAUACUGGGAAGGAUUCUUUCUUUACCUGAAAUGAAAUGUUACUCUUUUAAGCUUGAGGAAUCUUCUGAGAAGCAAGUCGGCGAAUUUGCUACUGCACGUACAUCAGAUGAGUUAGGACAAGAUGACUUAGUCUCGAUAGAUCAGCUGGACACGGCAAUAGAAAGUGAAGCAUCAGAGGAUACGGUUGAUGCUACAGAGCGAAAGCUGGAACUGGCAGCUGCUUCAGAUAGCGAGGAGGAAAAAGUAGAAACAGAGAUCGAUGACGAGUUGAUGCUUGAUACCGAGCUUCAACAUGAUCAUUGUAAGGAAACCACAACAAAAUCCUCAGACGAGUCAUCCGAAGAUAGUCCUUGCCUCGAGUGUUCAUUUUCUUUCGAUGAAGAUGCUCCGGAAGUUUCCAUCUCUCAAGAAAUUGAUGCAGAAACCGAAAAGCAGUUGGAAAGAGUAGCCAAUGAUGAAGAUGUCGAGGUAGAAGCAGAAGACAGAGCAGAUUUCAACUACGUGAGAGACAUUCUAGAAAUAUCGGGAUUCAGAACGAAAGAGUCACUCUCGACAUGGAACUCGGAUUACCAGCCGCUGGACCCAUUAGUCUACGAAGAAGUCACGACAGGAUGCAUGCUUGAAGAUCCAGAGUGUUGGGGAAACGAAGAAGGCGGGAACUGCUACCACUUGCUUCUCUUCGAUCUCAUCAACGAGGUACUGAUCGAGAUAUACGAGAGGUCUUACUAUUACAGCCCAAUGCCUUUAUCAUCACUGUGUAGAAUCCACCCAAUGCCGGCUGGAUACAGCGUGCUAAAGGACGUGUGGAUUAGGAUAAGCGGUUACUUGCGGUGGAAGCCAAUAGAAGGGCAACCGCUAGAUCAACUUGUGAGUAGGGAUUUGUCGAAAUCCGACGGAUGGAUGAACUUACAGUUUGAUAGUGAGUGUGUGGGGCUUGAAGUCGAGGACUUGAUCUUCGACCAGCUUCUUGAGGAGUUUCUUGUGAUGGAUUGAGUGUGCAUUGCACAACUCAGGGUUCCCCUUUUUUUUUUUUUUUUUGAAGAUUUAUUAUACUUUUUCUAUACUUUCAGAGGCAAAACACAUGAAAUUGUUGUAUGCAAUUUUUUUCCCCGUGCUACUCUGUGUAU
This is a messenger RNA of Tarenaya hassleriana, 2911 nucleotides long. RefSeq lists its product as uncharacterized. The transcript is spliced from 5 exons. Lineage: Eukaryota; Viridiplantae; Streptophyta; Magnoliopsida; Brassicales; Cleomaceae. The coding region runs from base 174 to 2777 and encodes 867 amino acids. The record is from RefSeq and is a predicted model, not a curated record.